AUGUCUUCCGAUAGCAGCGCUUUCGUCGACCUCACGUCUUCGCCCUGCUCUUUCCUUCAUUCUGCCGCGCGUGGCGGCCCUGCCACCGUGUCGAACGUCGAGUUGGCCGAUCCUUCGCUGGAUCUUGCCAGUGUGCGGGCUUCGUUGAGUACACAGCAGCAGGCCAUCGACCAGACCGAGGCACUGCGUGAGCUCCGCUCGGAUCACGAGGUUCUGCGCCGCGAGCACAAGUACGAGGUCGUCCAUCACCAGCUGGACUCUACUCGGAAGGAGCUCGCCGACUGCCUGAACGCGCUGGAGGAGCGACUGGACAACUCCCGCGAGCUUGAGGCGUGCCGUCUCCGGUACCAUGAUCUGCAGCUCCGUUACGACGAAGCGGUGUCUGAGUUCCAAGAUCGGAUCUCCACUUUGGAGGCACAGCAGGCUGCUGCCUCUUCUUUUGGCGUGAUCGUCCCGCCCGAUACAGCUCGCCGCCUAACAGAUCUGGGGUCCCAGCUCGCGCGGUCCCACUCUGACUUACUAGUCGCGCGUGAUCGUCAGUCUUCUCUCGCUUCGGAGCUCCGUGAAUCAGCUACGUCCCACAAGGCUGCUCAAGCAGAAGUAGAUCGCCUCGAGGCCGUGAUCGAGCGUAAGACUCGUCGCUUCCGUACCAUGCGUGAAAACUAUGAGCGUCGCUUGAAGGAUCGGGUAUCGACACUGGAUCGGGAUCUCCAGAAGGCUUCUCAGCGCGUCCGCACGGCGAUCUCUCAGCGUGAUCAAGCCAGGGCAGAACGUAUCGCCACCCAAGAUCGUGUCUCAGCGGCUCGAGAUACUAUCGCCCGGUUCGAGAAACGGAUUAACCAAGUCGAGAAAUCUCAGAAGUCGCCUUCCGAGUCGGGCGCGCUCUCCGACUGUGGCGAGAGUUCCUCCGGCAAAUCCAGUUCUACUCGCGUCUUCGAUUCGGACACCGCGGGAAGCGACAGUGGUUCUCCGGAGUUGAGUCGCGCUCGGGACCAGUUUGGAAUGCCCUCCGGCCAUCUAUCCGACGCCGAACUGCACCUUCCACGGUUCCCCGAUCGGAGUGGAUUCCCGGUUAUCGUGGUCGCCGUAACUUCCGCAGCCACGAUAUCGUCCCCUGCCGAUGGAAUGGCUAAUCCCCUCCGCUGCUCCGCGCCUCCGCAUGGAGAAUGGCGAGACGAUCUGGUGGACGAGAGCAACGUACGCGACUUGAUCGAGUCUGCUCCGUGGGAGAUCCUUGCUGCCAAGAUUGAUCCUCUCACGUCCGAGGUCGAGGUUAAUUCCGACACAUGA
Phytophthora nicotianae INRA-310 is the source of this 1290-nucleotide messenger RNA. RefSeq lists its product as hypothetical. The coding region runs from base 1 to 1290 and encodes 429 amino acids. The record is from RefSeq and is a predicted model, not a curated record. Lineage: Eukaryota; Oomycota; Peronosporomycetes; Peronosporales; Peronosporaceae. The transcript is spliced from 7 exons.